This is a messenger RNA of Nematocida parisii ERTm1, 1235 nucleotides long. RefSeq lists its product as uncharacterized. Gene Ontology annotation, molecular function: RNA polymerase II cis-regulatory region sequence-specific DNA binding; DNA-binding transcription factor activity, RNA polymerase II-specific. Gene Ontology annotation, biological process: regulation of transcription by RNA polymerase II. The record is from RefSeq and is a predicted model, not a curated record. The transcript has a single exon. NCBI's taxonomy places the organism in Eukaryota, Fungi, Microsporidia. Bases 58 to 1224 code for a protein of 388 amino acids.
UGUUUAUUUGUGUUUGCAUAAGAAACACCUUCCGCAUUGUUUACUAACAAUACAGGAAUGUUCAUAGAAAGCAUGAACCAGCCAAUAACUAAUUGGCUUAAUCUUAACUAUGUGCCGUGUAAAGACAAUUCUAUACCUCGCUGUAUCAUAUACCAACACUACUGCAAUGACUUUAAAGAGAAAGGAAUUGAGCCACUUAACACUGCCAUGUUUGGAAAAGUAAUUAAAAUGGCAUUCCCUUUCAUUCGCAGCAGGCGCCUGGGGAAUAGAGGCAAUUCUAAGUACCAUUACUUUGGAGUGGCUGCUAAGGGAUCAAGCGCUCUUAGCUGCGACAAAGAAACUCAAUCGGAAAAGCUAUUUGUGAAAAAGUAUGGUGAAAUGCAUAGGGCGGCACUUGAGUUUUUUCUGGAUUACAACUAUAUGAAGGGGUACCAGGAAAUGAAGUAUUUCUGGUCUGAAAAUGCAAUGAAUUUUACCAGCAGUCGGUACAUUGAAAGGAUAUGCAGUUUAAUUGAAAGAGAGUUCUUUGGCAUGAUUUUAUCAAAGGUUAUUACAACAGACUCUAUUUUAGACCUAACUAGAGAGCUUCUCCCAGAGAACAUUCUAUUUUUGAAGACAACUGCAAAAACCAUCAACCUUAUGUGUCAGCAAAUGAGCCCUCUCAUAAACAGCCGGGGCAUGCUACUUCGAAUCGAUUGUUACAAGCAGUGCGCAGCUGCUCUUAACAGUAUUGGGAAUAUCCAGAAGUAUCUGAAUGUUCUAAGAGCUAAGUACUCUGUGCGAAAAGAUCUUCAGGAGUGUAGAAACUUUUUGUCUAUAGGCAUGUGUAUAUCGCAUGAAAGUAUUUCUUUAGACAGAAGCAGUACACUUCACAACUGUGCAUCUGCACUUAUUUCUCUUUUUAUUUCUUCCAGCACAUUUGAUGAGUUUUUAGAAGGCGUGGACAGCCACGUCACAGGCAUUCUAUACAGAAAAGAGAAAAUUCCGCAGGACCUGGUUACUCUUUAUUUCUCAGGUAUACAGCAAGAAUGCAUUGUUGCAGGAAUUCCUUGUAUUGAGUUUAUUUCAGUUCUUUUAAACUUCUUCUCAGAGCACUUUACCCUUGUUAAUAGUAGACUAUCAGAGAUUUCUCUGAAAAAGAAAGAAGUUUCUUCGCCUUCUGUUGUCUCAGAUAUUACAACAGAGGAAAAGUCGUUUGUCUCUCAAAUCAUAAAACAAGACUAAUAUAAUCAUUU